AUGAACCCAAUUGAACUUCAAGAACAAAGUAUUAAUAUUUUUGAAGAUGACCAACUAAUUCCUGAUUCUGAUGAUGAUGAAUGUUACAUUGCUAAUGUUACAAGAAGAUUAAUAGAACUAGAAGUGGUAGAAGAGUUAGUGGUGGAAUUAGAGUAA
Entrophospora sp. SA101 is the source of this 156-nucleotide messenger RNA. NCBI's taxonomy places the organism in Eukaryota, Fungi, Glomeromycota, Glomeromycetes, Entrophosporales, Entrophosporaceae. The record is from the annotation of a GenBank genome assembly.